AGGAGCUGUUUCUCACCAGCACGAGACGACUCAAGCACACGGAAAGUUAAGGUAGUGCUCAGAGUAACUGAGGUUUCUGUCCUGUCAACUAAUGGGCCAGAAGCGACGGAGAAAGUAAAGAGCAGAUUUAUUUAUUCAGUUUUUGCUAAGUUUUUCACGGUCAUCUGAACUACUUUUUAAAGAGCAGGACAGCGCGCAGCAGCAACGCCCCGCGGCUGAAAUUAAGGCCUCACUAUGUCUGAUGGGGACUAUGAUUACCUCAUCAAAUUCCUAGCCUUGGGUGACUCUGGCGUGGGAAAAACAAGCUUUCUUUACCAGUACACAGAUGGCAAGUUUAACUCCAAAUUCAUCACUACAGUUGGAAUAGAUUUUAGAGAAAAGAGAGUGAUAUACAAAUCAACAGGUCCAGAAGGGACUUCAGGCAGAAAACAGAAGAUCCACAUGCAGCUGUGGGACACUGCAGGACAGGAGAGGUUCCGAAGUUUGACAACAGCUUUUUUCCGAGAUGCAAUGGGUUUCCUCCUCCUGUUUGACCUCACAAAUGAGCAAAGUUUCCUCAACGUCAGAAACUGGAUGAGUCAGUUACAGAUCCAUGCAUACUGUGAAAAUCCAGAUGUCGUCCUGUGUGGCAACAAAAGUGACCUUGCAGAUCAGAGGGCAGUGAGUGAAAAUGAGGCCCGUGAACUGGCUGAGAAAUACGGAAUCCCUUAUUUUGAAACAAGUGCUGCAAGUGGGCAGAGCGUCAGUGAGGCGGUGGACGUCCUGCUGGAUCUCGUCAUGAAGAGGAUGGAGCGGUGUGUCGACAAGUCCUGGAUCCCAGACGGCACCGUUCGAGCUAAUGGAUCCACCAACCCAGACAUCUCUGAGGGCUCUGAUGGAGGCAAAUGUGCAUGUUAGAAUGGUUUUUGUUGCACAUUUGUGUUUAAAUAAUGUUCGGAGAAAAAGAGGAAAACAACCAAGUGGGAGUUUGUAUUUUACAUUUCUUGUUAAGGAGAACUUUAUCAUCCUCAUCAACAUUUUCUGCAUCCCUGUUACAGCUUUACUUUGAGUGACAUGCUGGACAGUUUCAGUAUGGAGUUAAAUUCCUUCUGAAUUUAGUGAUUUCUUUUACAUUUUCACAAGUCUUUUGUACAAGUAAUUCUUACUGGUUCUAAGCCUGGGAUCUUUAUUUCUCAUGAUGUGUAGCAGGUAUGUCCGGUUUUCAUAAUUAAAUAUAUUGAUCAGAAUUUCAAGUAUAAAUAGUCUCAACAGAAAAGUGAGCUGGUUCGUCACCUGUUCCAUGAAUAUACUCUUAACUUGCUGUAAAGAGAGAAAUUGUACUUUUAAGAACCUUUAGGUCACCACUUGAGUACCACUGUUACUUUACUAAAUGUCUCACUAAUGCUGCACUUGCACUAGUGCCAGAGAAAAUGUAGCUUGCAGUGACUUUGCAGUGUGGGCUAGAUGGACUGUUAACACUUAAGUGUCUUCUUCUAAAGAUCUUUUUGCUAGUUUGCUUUUCUGUAAAACACAGAUUGUGGAGUACAGCUCGUCUACAUGUGCAGUUUUGGCCAAUGGUCACAUAAAAUGUUCUGAAGUUGAUAGAUUACAGAAAUAAACACGUCAUAAGAGUACAAAACAGCACAGUAACUCAGGAACUCAAUUUAUUCCGGUGCUGCCAUCUAUAGGACAGAUGCACAAAUGCAUGAAGAAACAAACAAAAAGGCUAUUUGCACUUUUUCGGCUAACUGCAUUAAUCCUGUUUCUUCCUGUUUCCUAACUAACAUAUAAGGUUAUGGACUCCAUUUUAUGUAAUUCAGAGCAUCAUGUAAAAAAUCUUAUUGCAAAUUCUGUCUGAGAUAACCUGAAGUAAACUGCUAAAGAAAAAAAAACUGAGUAAUGUACCAACUGAGUUUAUAAUUAGAAACAAGUUACACUGAAAGAUUUCUUAGUUAGUAUACCAGAAAUCUAAGAAUGUAUUUUGUCUGAAAUCCUAACAA
Melanotaenia boesemani (Boeseman's rainbowfish) is the source of this 1979-nucleotide messenger RNA. It is a transcript of the gene rab27a, whose product is annotated as RAB27A, member RAS oncogene family. The coding region runs from base 235 to 897 and encodes 220 amino acids. The record is from RefSeq and is a predicted model, not a curated record. Gene Ontology annotation, molecular function: GTPase activity; GTP binding. Gene Ontology annotation, cellular component: secretory granule; melanosome. The transcript is spliced from 6 exons. Gene Ontology annotation, biological process: positive regulation of exocytosis; melanosome transport. NCBI's taxonomy places the organism in Eukaryota, Metazoa, Chordata, Actinopteri, Atheriniformes, Melanotaeniidae.